CUGUGAGUAUCAACCACGCAACGACGAAACCGGCCAAAAUUAUUGUUCCUCGUCCACAUCCACAUCCACAUCCACGUCGACCACCAGGCCGACUCAAUCGGCGUCUCUUUCAUUUCUAGGCCAUAUUCAAAUUCCUCGGGAGAUUGAGCUGUCGGGCUAUUUGGUUGUAUCUCGCCCUCUGGAGACAUCCUAUCAACAUCUUUUGUUGUUCUCUUACGUUUCUCCCUUCCUAUCAGCAAAAAAGCCUUCGAACCACGAUCGCGCACACAACCCAUUGUUCCUCCCACCCAAAUCGCCCCAGGUCGACUCUUGUGCAUGCAAUAGGCGCAGUUGAGCAACAUGUCUGUUCUCCCUGCCGAGGUGCAGGGAGCAUUAUCCCAGCUCUUGCAAGCACUCUCUUCCCCGGACAACACCCUCCGCACACAGGCCGAGGAACAAUUGAACAAUGAUUGGACACCCAACCGGCCCGAUAUGCUCUUGAUGGGCUUGGUCGAACAAUUACAAGCCGCUGAAGAACCGUCGACUCGGUCAUUUGCGGCCGUCUUGUUUAGAAAACAAGCCUCCAAGACGAGGAAACUCCCUGGCUCCAACGAGAAUAAAGAACUCUUCCUCACCCUCAGCCCCGAAGCCAGAGGUGCCAUCCGAUCGAAGUUACUGGAGGGGCUAGCGAGGGAGCAGAUUAAUGCGGUGAGGAACAAGAUCGGAGACGCAAUCGCAGAGAUUGCUAGACAAUAUGUCGAUGCCAGUAUGUGUCACAACUUGGAGCGGCGAUGGAUGGCUAGCUGACAGUUCCUGACGCAGACGAGAUGUGGAUGGAACUCCUCGCCGCGCUAUUCCAGGCAAGCCAGUCGAACGACGCGGGCAUGCGAGAAUGCGCAUUCCGAAUAUUCUCAACCACGCCAGGUAUCAUCGAGAAACAGCAUGAAAGCGCCGUGCAAGAAGUCUUCGGGAAGGGCUUCAAGGAUGACAGCGUCGAUGUCCGGCUCGCUGCCAUCGAAGCAUUCGCCUCGUUUUUCCAUUCAGUCACGAAAAAGGCCCAAUCGAAAUAUUAUUCCCUGAUACCCGAUAUUCUCAAUAUUCUGCCACCUCUGAAACAAGCUGGAGAUACGGAAAAUCUUUCCAAAGCAUUUGUCUCUCUGAUUGAGCUUGCCGAAGCGGCGCCGAAAAUGUUCAAAACCCUCUUUUCUAGUUUGGUCAGCUUCAGCAUAUCUUGUAUUCAAGAGAAGGAUCUAGGGGACCAGACACGGCAGAAUGCACUGGAACUCAUGGCCACAUUUGCGGAGUGGGCGCCGGCCAUGUGCAAGAAAGAACCGUCAUACACAAGCGACAUGGUCACGCAAUGUCUCAGCUUCAUGACCGACAUUGGUCUGGACGACGAUGACGCUGCCGAGUGGAAUGCGAACGAAGACCUCGACAUGGAAGAAAGUGACAUGAACCACGUUGCUGGCGAGCAGUGCAUGGAUCGUCUGGCCAACAAACUCGGAGGAGAAGUGAUGUUGCCAGCCACAUUUACCUGGCUUCCAAGAAUGAUGCACUCGGCUUCCUGGAGAGAUCGGCAUGCGGCAUUGAUGGCCAUCUCUGCCAUAUCGGAAGGUUGUCGAGAUCUCAUGAUUGGAGAGCUAGACAAAGUGCUCGAGCUGGUUGUCCCAUCUCUCAGAGACCCGCAUCCUCGGGUACGGUUUGCUGGUUGCAACGCCCUGGGUCAGAUGAGUACCGACUUCGCGGGGCCUAUGCAGGAGAAAUAUCAUCAAGUGGUGCUCACGAACAUCAUUCCGGUCCUGGAAGCUCCAGAACCUCGUGUGCAAGCUCAUGCUGCGGCUGCCUUGGUCAAUUUCUGCGAGGAGGCGGAAAAGGCCAUUCUGGAGCCUUACCUCGACCAGUUAUUGGGCCACCUAUUGCAGCUUUUGCAAUCGCCGAAACGUUACGUGCAGGAGCAAGCUUUGUCGACGAUUGCUACCAUCGCCGACUCUGCCGAAAGUGCUUUUGUUCGAUAUUACGAUACCCUGAUGCCUCUCCUAUUCCGCGUCCUACAGACCGAACAGUCCAAGGAGUAUAGACUACUCCGUGCUAAGGCCAUGGAAUGUGCGACCCUUAUCGCUUUGGCUGUCGGCAAGGAAAAGAUGGGCCAAGACGCGAUUACUCUGGUGCAAACGCUGGGUAAUAUCCAGCAGAGUAUCACAGACGAGGACGACCCGCAAUCCCAAUAUCUGCUCCAUUGUUGGGGCCGAAUGUGUCGUGUUCUGGGCAGAGACUUCGUACCUUACCUUCCGGGAGUCAUGCCGCCUCUACUGGAAUUGGCAUCAGCCAAAGCUGAUAUCCAGCUCAUCGACAACGAGGAAGACGCCUUGGACCAAGAAGACGGCUGGGAGCUAGUGCCAUUGAAGGGCAAGGUCAUCGGCAUCAAGACGUCUACACUCGAGGAUAAAAACACCGCCAUCGAACUCAUCACCAUCUACGCGCAAAUACUGGAGGCUGACUUCGAGCCUUACGUCGCCGACAUCAUCGAGAGGAUAGCAUUGCCGGGCCUCGCUUUCUUCUUCCACGACCCGGUGCGGGUCGCUUCCGCAAAACUCAUUCCCCAGCUACUGAAUUCUUAUAAAAAGCGGUUUGGCGACCAUUCGCCUCAGUUGAUGGAACUUUGGGCCAAAUGUUGCGACAAGGAAAUCGAAAUUCUCAGCGCCGAGCCUGCGAUUGACACUCUGGCCGAGAUGUAUCAGUGUUUCUACGAGAGCAUCGAAGUGGUUGGUAAGAAUUGUUUGACACAACAACACAUGGAACAAUUCAUCCAGUCAGUCAAGUCCUCCCUGGAGGAAUACCAGAAGCGAGUACAGGAACGUGCUGAAGACAAGGCCGAUGCGGCGCAAGCCGGUGUCGAGGAAGAUGAUGACUCACUUUCAGUGCAAUAUGCCAUCGAGGACGACCAGACACUGCUUUCCGAUAUGAACAAGGCUUUCCACACCAUCUUCAAGAACAUGGGGACCAAUUUCUUGGGACCUUGGGAGAGACUGAUGCCGUUCUACCAGUCGUUCGCUUCGAGCAGCGAUCCCACUCAACGACAGUGGGCACUCUGUAUUUAUGAUGAUGUGCUUGAAUUUUGUGGUCAGCAAUCAUGGCAAUUAAGUGGAGAAAUCACCAAGGCUCUCAUCCGUGGAAUGACGGACGAGAAUGCAGCAAAUCGACAGGCCGCCGCCUACGGAGUUGGGAUUGCCGCCCAAAAAGGGGGUGAACAGUGGUCGGACUUCGUCGCUGCCAGUCUGGAGACGCUGUUCCAGAUCACUAGGGUACCGAAUGCAAGGAGUGAGGAUGAAGUCUUUGCGACGGAGAACGCGUGCGCGGCCAUCGCCAAGGUCCUGCAUUACAAUGCCUCCAAAGUGCCUAACCCGCAACAAGUUGUUGAGCAGUGGCUGGAUACUCUGCCUGUUGUCAAUGAUGAGGAAGCAGCUCCUUAUGCUUACUCUUUCGUCGCCCAGCUCAUUGACCAACAAAAUCCUGCCGUGUUUGCCAAAGCGCAACAAGUCUUCCAUCAUAUCGCACUCGCACUCGAGGCGGAAAUGAUCCAGGGUCAAACAGCCAAGAAAGUUGCUGAGAGCGCAAAGGCGAUGGUCACGCAGAGUGGAAUCAACGCGGAUCAGGUGUUGCAGACGCUCUCGCCUGAUGGGCAGGCUACCGUGCGGAGCUAUUUCUCGUAAUGCUUGCUGCGAUGUGACGGAACGUGAGUGGGCGGUUUGCAUAGCAUGGAUAGAGGUGAACAAUCGGUGCAAUCUCAGGUAGCAUGAGAUAUGGACUCGCAAUAAAUGAACACUACCUACUCGAAGUAACAGAA
Messenger RNA from Exophiala xenobiotica, 3823 nucleotides. RefSeq lists its product as hypothetical. Gene Ontology annotation, molecular function: small GTPase binding; nuclear import signal receptor activity. Lineage: Eukaryota; Fungi; Ascomycota; Eurotiomycetes; Chaetothyriales; Herpotrichiellaceae. Gene Ontology annotation, cellular component: nucleus; cytoplasm. The transcript has 4 exons. Gene Ontology annotation, biological process: protein import into nucleus. Bases 807 to 3689 code for a protein of 960 amino acids. The record is from RefSeq and is a predicted model, not a curated record.